Molecule: messenger RNA, 836 nt
Organism: Camelina sativa (false flax)
Lineage: Eukaryota; Viridiplantae; Streptophyta; Magnoliopsida; Brassicales; Brassicaceae
Source: RefSeq, a predicted model, not a curated record
CAUUCGUCUUUAACUCUGCUAUAUAUAAGUUCCCAAACGAAACCAAAAAGAAAAGAAAAAAAUUCAUGAAUGAUACGUAUAAACUUAUUGCUAUAGUCAUCAUCGCCGGCGUAUUAACGGUAGUUGUUUUCAUAAUGUUUUCAUGUUUCAUGGGCAAGAAGAAGAAGAAGAAGCUUCAGCUACAGCAGCAGCCACAGACACCGCAAUGGCUGCGAGGAAUUGUUUCUGCUCCUACAUAUCAGCCAAGGAACAUUGAUGUGGAAAGUGAUGGCUUUCGGAGUAAAAGCGACACCAUUGUGAAGAAAUCUCUUGCUCCGAUUAAACCAUUCACUGUAGAUGGCAGCUCGCGCUACCAGGCGACUAAAAGAUUGGAGAGGGUUCGGGGUAAUAGAGAUGAUGGAUCAGCUUUCGGUGGUGGUUGUGGUGGCAGUGGCGGCGGUGACAGCGGUUGUGGUGGCAGUCACUGUGGUGGUGGUGGUGGAUGUGGUUGAGGGGGAGGAGGAGGUGGAGGAAGUGGAGGUGGAUGUGGGGGCGGCUCUUAAAACUCGAGGUUCUCUUAGUUAUUAAUUAGGUAAUUAUAGUUAUUUAUUUCUGUUUUGGACAUUAGCUUUUUCGUCACCGGAUUUAUUACCGUGGUAAUAACGGCAUUGUUGUUUCGAUUUUAGCUAUUGUAUCCUUCUUUAAUGGGUUAUAUAAAGGGUUGAUCCUGUCUUGAAUCUAUGUAAAGCAUAAAAGAUCGACUCUUGAUUGUUUUUAGGUUCCAAUGUCUAAUACAUGUAACAUGCCUUAAAACCUAACAGAGACGAUAAAUCAAAGAAAGAGAUAUUAGAGUUUAA